AUGGAUACACAAGACAAAACAUCGUUAUGACAUCAUAAAGUGGCCAAAAUCUGAUCAGCUCAUUUUUAUAGAAAUGGAUCAGGACAAAAAGAGAGAGAAUCUUUGUUCCUGAAACGUUCAGAGUCUCUUUUCACAGAGAGGACACAUGUUGAUGUAGAGAGACAUGAACAAGUGGAUUUUGCAUAGGUGAUUAUAGGAUUUAGAGAUGGAGCUGUCGGAGGUGCGGUGCUCCAGCGCCAGCGAGGAUCUGUACACCAUCAACCCCAGCAGACCCAAGCGGCUGCUGUGGCAGAACGCCGUGCGGCACAUCACGGAGCAGAGGUUCAUUCACGAGCAGGGCGGGGGAGUGGAGGUGAAGCACGAGCCCUACGACCCGCAGGAGAAGACCCGCACCUCGGUGGGUGGGGGGCACAACAACGGGGGCACCAAGGUGUUCCCGGCGCGCGCCAGCAGCGACCUGGGCUUCCUGCAGAUCGACUGCGCUCCCAGUAACUCUGACUUCUUCCUGAACUGGGGCUACACGUAUCGGGGCGUCAUCUUCCCCACGCUGCGCAACGCCUUCAAAUCCCGAGACCUGGAGCGUCUCUACCAGCGCUACUUCCUCGGGCAAAGACGUAAAUCUGUGGUGGUGAUGAACAUCCUGGACAUAGUGACGAAGAUCACUCUGCUGGUCCUCCACCUCACCCUCGCCUCCUCGCCCAUGGACCCCAUUAAAGGCACCCUUCUGGGGCUUUUCACGGGUAUUGAGGCGGUGAUUUGCGCGCUCGUGGUGGUGCGUAAAGACUCCACGUCGCACGCGUACCUGCAGUGGAGCGGCGCCCUCAGCUGGAUGGUGAUGGUACUGCAGAUGUUGGCGGCGGGGCUGGGUUUCGGGCUCCUGGGGGACGGCGUGGGGUACGUCCUCUUCACGCUGUUCGCCACCUACAGCAUGCUGCCGCUGCCCCUCACCUGGGCCAUCACCGCCGGGCUCACGACCUCCGCCCUGCACAUCCUGGUGCAGAUGCUCACCUCCCACAAUGCACCGCUCUCCUCCAACCAGGUGGCGGCUCAGGCGGUGCUGUUCCUCUGUAUGAACACAGCGGGGGUCUUCAUCAGUUAUCUGUCGGACCGGGCUCAGCGUCAGGCCUUCCUGGAGACGAGGCGCUGCAUCGAGGCGCGGCUGAGGCUGGAGACAGAGAACCAGAGACAGGAGAGACUGGUGUUAUCAGUCCUGCCUCGUUUUGUAGUUUUGGAAAUGAUCAACGACAUGACAAAUGUAGACGACGAACACCUCCAGCAUCAGUUCCACAGAAUCUACAUCCACCGCUACGAGAAUGUCAGCAUUCUUUUCGCAGAUGUCAAAGGCUUCACUAACCUCUCCACGACGCUGUCGGCGCAGGAGCUGGUGCGAAUGUUGAACGAACUCUUUGCACGCUUCGACCGCCUCGCACACGUGAAGUUAUUGAAAGAUGUGAGGAUGUUCAGCAGGAGAAACACACUGUCUGAGAUAAAGAUUCUGGGCGAUUGUUACUACUGUGUGUCGGGUCUGCCGGAGCCAGACAUGGACCACGCUCACUGCUGCGUGGAGAUGGGCCUCAGCAUGAUCAAAACCAUCAGAUAUGUGAGGUCUCGUACGAAACACGACAUCGACAUGCGGAUCGGGAUCCACUCGGGCUCGGUGCUGUGCGGCGUGCUGGGCCUCAGGAAGUGGCAGUUUGACGUCUGGUCCUGGGACGUAGACAUCGCCAACAAGCUGGAGUCUGGAGGAAUCCCCGGGAGGAUCCACAUCUCCAAAGCGGCUCUGGACUGUCUGAACGGAGACUACGAGGUGGAGGAGGGCCACGGGAAAGACCGCAACGACUUCCUGCGGCGCCACAACAUCGAGACGUUCCUCAUCAAGCAGCCGGAGGAGAGCACGCUCAGCCUGCCGGAGGACAUCAUGAAGGAGGCGUCGAGCUCCUCGGACCGCAGGGCGAGCAGCACCACCUUCAACGAGGCGUCCUGGAGCCCCGAGCUGCCCUUCGACAACAUCGUGGGGAAGCAGAACACUCUGGCUGCCCUAACGAGAAAUUCGAUAAAUCUGCUUCCAAACCAUCUCGCACAAGCUUUGCAUGUCCACUCGGGUCCUGAGGAAAUUAACAAGCGAAUAGAGAACGCCAUCGACUUACGGAGUGGCGAUAAGUUGAGAAGAGAGCAUAUCAAGCCUUUCUCACUGAUGUUUAAAGACUGCAGCCUGGAAGAGAAGUAUUCCCAGAUGAGAGACGAGGUGUUCAAGUCCAACCUGGUGUGCGCCUUCAUCGUUCUCAUCUUCAUCACCACCAUCCAAGGCCUGCUUCCCUCCGCCAGGAUGGUAACCAUGGUGGUCCAGUUCUCAAUCCUCAUCGUCCUGCAUUCCUGUCUGGUCCUAGUAACCACGGCGGAGGACUACAAGUGUCUGCCUCUGGUUCUGAGAAAAGCCUGCUGCUGGAUCAACGAGACGUACGCCGCCAGAAACGUCAUCAUCUUCAUCUCCAUCCUCAUCAACUUCCUGGCUGCCAUGAUCAAUAUACUGUGGUGCGACUUCGACAAGUCGGGCAGCGGCUUCAGGAACCAGACGUUCAACGAGUCGACCUCCAUCCCAGACAUCUGCUUCUACCCAGAGUACUUUGUGUUCACGGGGGUCCUGGCGAUGGUGACGUGUGCCGUGUUCUUGCGGCUGAACUCGGUGUUGAAGUUGGCGGUUCUGCUGGUGAUGAUCGGCGUCUACUCCCUGCUGACCGAAGCCUUCUACACCUCGCUGUUCCUCCGCUACGACACCGUCCACAAGAACACAGAGAACUUCCUGGGGACCAAAGAGACGUCUCUGCUCCUGAUGGCCAUGUUCCUCCUGGCUGUGUUUUACCACGGACAGCAGCUGGAGUACACGGCCCGGCUGGACUUCCUGUGGCGCGUUCAGGCCAAAGAGGAGAUCAACGAGAUGAAGGAGCUGCGAGAACACAACGAGAACAUGCUGAGGAACAUCCUGCCGAGCCACGUGGCCCGACACUUCCUGGAGAAGGACCGGGACAACGAGGAGCUGUACUCGCAGUCGUACGACUCGGUGGGCGUGAUGUUCGCCUCCAUCCCGGGCUUCGCAGACUUCUACUCUCAGACGGAGAUGAACAACCAGGGAGUCGAGUGCCUCCGGCUCCUCAACGAAAUCAUCGCCGACUUCGACGAGCUGCUUGGUGAGGAUCGCUUCCAGGACAUCGAGAAGAUCAAGACGAUCGGCAGCACCUACAUGGCCGUCUCCGGCCUGUCGCCUGAGAAACAGCAGUGUGAAGAUAAAUGGGGUCACCUGUGUGAGCUGGCGGACUUUGCCAUCGCCCUCAACGAGAGCAUCCAGGAGAUCAACAAACACUCCUUCAACAACUUCGAGCUGAGGAUCGGUAUGGCCCACGGCUCGGUGGUGGCCGGUGUGAUCGGAGCCAAGAAGCCUCAGUACGAUAUCUGGGGGAAGACGGUGAACCUUUCGAGUCGGAUGGACAGCACGGGCGUCAGCGGGAAGAUCCAGGUCCCCGAGGACACCUUCCUGAUCCUGAAGGAGCGCGGAUUCGCCUUCGAGUACCGCGGCGAGAUCUACGUGAAGGGCAUCAGCGAGCAGGAGGGAAAGAUCCGGACGCACUUCCUGUCGGGCCGCGUUCAACCAAAUCCGCUCAUCAUGCAGCCGCGAAAAAUCACCGGCCAGUAUUCGCUGGCGGCCGUGGUGCUCGGUCUGGUGCAGUCGCUCAACAGGCAAAAGCAGAAGCAGAUCCUCAACGAGAACAACAACUCGGGCAUCAUGAAGGGCCACCACCACUACAACCGGAGGACGUUGUUAGCGCCCGGUACCUCCGAGUCGGGAGGCGGGCAUCACACGGAGCCAGCUGAUAAGACUGAGCUGUCCUGAAGAGCACAUCACAGGGUUUCAGUUUCCACAAAGAAGAGUCCUCAGAGGCAGAGAGGCUCCCCAGGCAGAAACCGUCCCAGAGGUUGAGUUAAACUUCAGCGAGUGCAGCUUUCUAGCUUAGUGACGAAAGAAAAGCAGCUGGAAGUUCUUUAGGAGUCAUCAAAGCUUCAGUUGUUUGAAAGCUAGAGGUGGGACCAUGUCAUUGUUUUGGAAGUGUCAAUUAUUUGCAAGUCAUAAGUCUUAAGUCUUAAUUUCGAGAAUAAAGAACCGUCCCAGGGGUUGAGUUAAACUUUAGUGAGUGCAGCUUUCUGACUUAGCGAAGGAAAAGCAGCCGGAAGUUCUUUAGGAGUCAUUGCAACUUCAGUAAACAGGUGUUGAAAGCAAGUCAUUGUUUUGGAAGUCUCAUGUAUUUGCAAUCAAGUCCGGAGUCUUAAUUUCGAGAAUAAAGAAGUCACUGUUGGCUCCAUUUAUGUCCAUUGUUGGAAAGUCAUAUCCAUUGAUUUAGAAAUAUCGUGCAAUAUUAUUUUGGACACUAGAUGGCGGUCAUUAGAUGUUCAGGGCUGUAUGAUGGAUUUUAGUAUCCCAAUGUUCUCCUCUUUAUUCUCACAAUGAACACACAGGUCGGUGGUAGUAGUGAUUGUACACAGACAGACCUACAGACAUGCUGAGAUACAGAAAAAAACUUCAUCUCACAGCUUGUAGAAACCACAAACCUUAUUUCAGGCUUCAAACAUGUUCAAAACCGUUAACUUUGAGACGAGGCAUCUGGAAAAUGGUCAAAUGCUGACUCAUUUCAGGGUUUUAUGACUUUAACCAUCAGUGAACCAAACUAGCCCCAACACCAAACUAGAACAGAUCCAUUUUAGUGGAAAUGGGGUAACUUUGUGAGGUUAAUUAGCAGUUUAGCUUAGCUUAGCUUACACAUUGAUAUAUGACCAAUCAUGCUGCUUUAACAAUGUCAAUGAAGUCUCUUACAUAUUCCCUCCAAAGUGUUUUCGUUGUACUGAAUUCGUCUGAUCUUCUAGUUUCUUAGGAUAUCAGGUUUUCAACUGUAUCUUAAAAAUUAACCUCUCAGAAAAAAGCCAAACUUUAAAACAGUUUUUAAGAAAACUCUGAAACGUCUUUUAGAGAACUUCCCGAUAUCGAGACACAAGUGGUAUCAAUGGAUUAGAUUGGACUUGUAGUUUUCAUAUGAUGUCAGAAUGUUCACUCUAACUAAAGGGCUUUAACUCAACCAAUCAGAUGGUUUCUGCCUCCUGCAGCUGCUCUGCUUCUGACCGAUGUGUGUGGAGCUGAGGCUCCACUUUGUCCUUGAAAGAGGAAGAAGAGGAGGAGGAAGAGGAUCUGUUUCCUCCUCCCUCAUUUGUUGGAACGAUCCCCUCGGACUAUUGGACGUUCCUCCUGUCGUUUCCACUUCCUGUUUUUAUGUCGCCCCCCGCCCAAAACCCCAAACCCCCGUCCCGCUGACCCUCGCCCGGUGUCGAUGUUUCUUUUUUGUAUUUCUUUUAUAUAUGAGAACACAAUUAAAGGGGUCUAAUUUUUAUACAA
Molecule: messenger RNA, 5434 nt
Organism: Gymnodraco acuticeps
Lineage: Eukaryota; Metazoa; Chordata; Actinopteri; Perciformes; Bathydraconidae
Gene: adcy8
Product: adenylate cyclase 8 (brain)
Exons: 20
Coding region: 206-3886 (1226 amino acids)
Biological process (GO): cAMP biosynthetic process; adenylate cyclase-activating G protein-coupled receptor signaling pathway; intracellular signal transduction
Cellular component (GO): plasma membrane
Molecular function (GO): adenylate cyclase activity
Source: RefSeq, a predicted model, not a curated record